This is a messenger RNA of Scophthalmus maximus (turbot), 2820 nucleotides long. Its product is annotated as chemokine XC receptor 1-like. Gene Ontology annotation, biological process: immune response; chemotaxis; G protein-coupled receptor signaling pathway. Gene Ontology annotation, cellular component: membrane. The coding region runs from base 105 to 1160 and encodes 351 amino acids. The transcript is spliced from 2 exons. The record is from RefSeq and is a predicted model, not a curated record. NCBI's taxonomy places the organism in Eukaryota, Metazoa, Chordata, Actinopteri, Pleuronectiformes, Scophthalmidae. Gene Ontology annotation, molecular function: chemokine receptor activity.
UUAAGGAACAAUUCCCAGUUCACCAAGUUUCACAGACAUUUGCCCAAAGGACCCUGGUGUGCGCACAACCUUUGUGGAGUUUUUCUGUUUCUUGCUGAAGGAAAAUGGCAACAAAUGGAGACUUCAUGACCACAGACACAGUCUUCGACUCAACCACAGACCCUUAUUAUUCCUAUGACUAUGGAGAUGAAAUGUGUGACAAAACACGUGUCAUGCAGUUUGGAACGAUCUUCAUUCCGGUUUUCUUCUCCAUUAUGGUGAUCUUCAGCCUGUUCGGAAACAUCCUGGUCAUUGUGAUUCUGGCCAAGUAUGAGAAUCUUAAAUCUCUCACCAACGCUUUCAUCCUGAACCUGGCUGUAUCGGAUCUCUUCUUCACCGUAGGUCUGCCCUUCUGGGCCUACUACCACAUGUAUGGGUGGACUCUGGGGGAGCCUGCAUGCAAAAUAGUCAACUUUGUCUUCUUCGUUGGCUUCUACAGCAGUGGUAUCCUCCUCAUCAUGAUGACCGCUCACCGUUAUGUAGCUGUCAUGAAUCCUCUGUCUGACAUUGUGACGACCACCGGCAUCUCUAGUGUCUUAGUGUCUGUGAUCAUUUGGGCAGCAAGUAUCUUGAUUGCCAGUCCAGCCUUCAUCUUCACCAAAGUCAAGGACAAUAAUCAGUGUGUGUAUGCAGAUUCUAACUGGAGCUUAUGGGGAAUCUACCAACAAAAUAUUCUCUUCAUAGUGAGUUCAGUGCUUUUCAGUUUUUGCUAUUCUCAGAUCAUUUGCAGGUUGCUACGCCCUACUGCCCAAAGAAAGAACAAAACUUUAAAGCUUAUUUUUACGCUCAUGGUUGUUUUCUUUGUUGGGUGGACACCUUACAAUUUUGUGAUAUUUCUGAAGUCAUUUUAUUUGUGGAACAACCAACCUGUUGACUCACAUAAUUUGGUUGCAGUUUGUGAACCAUAUAAACAACUGGAAUAUGCGUAUGAUGUUAGCCGAAUUUUUGCCUUUUCACACUGCUGCCUCAACCCUGUGCUUUAUGUGUUUGUGGGUGUUAAAUUCAAAAAUCACUUGAAAAAAAUCCUGAAGAGCUUGGGCGGCAACAAAAGUAGCAUACGCAAUAGACAAAGCCGACUUACAAUCACAUCGGUAACUAGUGGGGAGGAGUUCUCUCUGUAGUUGAAGUAGUUCCCAAAGACCUCAAUCAAAAUCAAAUUGACAUUCACAAUAAUGCGAUCCCUUGCUUGUAACCAUUUCAUUCCCUUUAUUCAUAUCUAUAUAAGGAUGGUAACUUUAAAAACGAUAACAGGUGAAGAACAUCAUCCUCCAGAGCAACUAGGGUGAUUACUAUAUUAUUGAUCAAUUGCCUGUCUAUGUGUCAAGCUACAUUUAGUUCCUCAAUAGAUGACCAUAUAGACUGUAUAUAAAAAUGGACAUAGUCACCGGGUCUGCAAAAUGAAGCCAAUGUGGACGAGCCUUAAACCUGUAUUCUCUGGAAUCACCAGCAGAGGACGACUCUCUGGUUACAAAAAAGUCAGUUUGUAUAGAAAUCUAUGAGAAAAUGACUCUUCUUGAUUUAUAACAAAACAUUAAUCCUGAGGAGUUUAUGGUCUCAAGCGAUAGUUUAGUCUUCUUCAAUAAAGCAUGAUCUUCAUUUUGUCAAUUAUGGUCUAAUAUAGAAUGAAACAGACGAUAAAGCAGGGUAGUGUGGAUACAGCCCAAUUGACAGCUAGUCUCUCCAAUCGGUGCAUGGUUGCAGGUGUGGGUGAGCGUGCAGUGAACAAGCUCUCAGUCCGACCCACCAUCCAAUUCCAGCUCCAAUUUAAAAAAAACCAACAUGGCACUGGUCAAAAUGCUAAACUCGCGGCUUCCAAACAAGUGUUCUCAUCAGCUCAUCACAUGGCAAGAACUCAAAGCAUAAAACCUUUCUGAAAAGCUCAAGAGGUUUAGUUGUUGUUCAGACCAAACAUCAGAAUGGAGGAGAAAUGUCAUCUACAUGACUUUCUUUAUGGCAUGGCUGUUUUACUUGUAGACUUUACAAACAGGCAACAAAAAAAACCUUGUUAAUGAGAGGUCAGAGAAGAAUGGUCGGGCUGGUUCAAACUGACUGGAAGGUGCAUCACUGAACACACAACACAUCUCUGGAUUAAUGCUGAGGCACACAGAUGGUGGGGUCCGAAUAUGACAUGAACCACAUGAGUCCAUGGACCCGACAUGAUUUGUGUCAACAGUCCAGACUCAUGGUGAUGGUGUUGAAGGGAAUAUUUUCUUCCCACACAUUGGACCCAUUGAUACCAGCAUGGUUUAAAUGCCACAGUGUAUACCUGAAUAUUGAUACUGACCAUGUGCCGGUCUUAAUGACAACAGUCUACUCAUCUUCAAAUGGCUGCUUCCACCAGAAUGAAUGUGGAGCUGACAAAUAUGCAGAAAUGAUGGGACGCAAUCAUGUAAACAUGGAGCAGAACCUCAAAGGAAGUUUUCCAUCACACUUGUGAAUACAUGUCAUAAAAAAUGCAGGCUGUUCUGGGGCCAAAAUGAGGUCCGACAUAGUAUUAGAAAGGUGUAUUCAAUAAAGUGGCCGCUGUUUGUAUGAGAACUAAAGCUUUUGUUUGAUAGCUGUGAUACGUAGUGUAGUGUUGCAUAUUUAAUAUCCUCUUGUAAUCAAGUGUUGUUAUCUACUUAUCUACAAACACAAUAUGCUGUUGCUGUAUAUGUAAUUUCGAUGCGUGCUGAUAAGUUGAUUAUCAAUUGUAAAAGAGAUAAUAUAUCUGUAUAUGACUGAAUAUGUUACCCUUGAUUACCUGAAUUUUAUUUUGUAUAUUAAAAUUUUCCACGUUAA